Messenger RNA from Saccostrea cuccullata (small rock oyster), 687 nucleotides. RefSeq lists its product as uncharacterized. The coding region runs from base 34 to 627 and encodes 197 amino acids. The record is from RefSeq and is a predicted model, not a curated record. NCBI's taxonomy places the organism in Eukaryota, Metazoa, Mollusca, Bivalvia, Ostreida, Ostreidae. The transcript is spliced from 4 exons.
AGUCAUUUCACCAUUUUCGCUAGUCUUGCAGUUAUGAUAAUUUUGUUUGUAAUGGCUAUGAUUUAUAUGCACAAAAGAUCAAGCUUCAUCUGCGUUGAAAAAGGAGACACAUUAUGCAGCAAGAGAGUAAACAAAAAUUCUAAGGACAAUACAUUCCAAGACAAAAGUCCAGCUUCUGAUGGAGACAGCAGUCAUGGAGAAAGCAUCGACAAAAAGAUCCGUCGGUGGUCAUAUCCAUUGGAAGGAAAGAGAGAGAAGGGCUACUCAAUACAAAUUCUCAAAGCUUUGGAAAGUGUAAAGAAGAAUUUGCCAAUUACUCCAAGGGAUGUUACAACCACAUGUAACGAUGGUGCAAAAGAGUUGACUGAAAAAGACCUUUGGAAGGCUUCAAAGUACCUGGUACCCAAGAAACUUUACAUCAGUGUCGUUAGGGAACUCGGACUUCUUGAAAUAGACAUACAGGUGAUACACAUAGACUACAAGAGAGAAUCUGUACAAGAAAUAGCUUACCAGACCCUACUGCAGUUAAAAAAGAAGAAUGGAUGCAUAAUGAAAGACACUUUUAAGAAUGCUAUUACACAAUAUGAUCAAGAAGCUUGGAAUAACAUUAUACAAAGUUGUCAGUAAAGCAGACAGAGGUGACAUGUACAAUGAAAUUUUAUGGGUUUUUUUUACUCUAAUAGAGAU